Molecule: messenger RNA, 3042 nt
Organism: Arachis ipaensis
Lineage: Eukaryota; Viridiplantae; Streptophyta; Magnoliopsida; Fabales; Fabaceae
Source: RefSeq, a predicted model, not a curated record
UGUGGUUUCCCAAAUGAAACACUAGAAGAGGGAGGGAUCUCUUAAAUAUUUUGAGCUAGUUCUUUCAAUUAGUAUUGAAGCUCUCAAUCCAGAAGAUCUGGAUACAUAUAAGAAGCAUGGAAUUCAAGGAGCAACAAGAAAUAAGGAGGAAGAGGUAUCUUGUCACAAGCUUUUGAACUAGUGGGGCCACAAAUAUCAUAAAAAUGGACAAUUUGGCGUAUGAGUUGCUGUGACAGGUGGAAUAAUUUCAAAGGAAUAUUGAGGGGAGCCAUCUCCACACCAUCAUGGGUUUCAAAGUUGAGGACAAGGUUAGGUAUCCAGUGUUACUGACUCCUGCUGAGAAGGAAAUGGCUCGAGAGGUUUGCAUUGCAUUCAGACAAUCGGUUUGUGGGUUUGAUCUUUUGAGAAGCAAUGGACGUUCUUAUGUUUGCGAUGUGAAUGGCUGGAGCUUUGUUAAAAACUCACACAAGUAUUACGAUGAUGCUGCCUGUGUACUGCGGAAGAUGUUAUUAGAUGUAAAAGCACCUCAUCUUUCUUCUGUCAUUCCACCAACGUUACCAUGGAAAGUAAGUGAAGUACUCCUUCCUUGUGAGUCACUAACUCGUCAGGGUAGUGGUAUUAAUGGCACUUUUGGACUCGCGGAAGAAUUACGUUGCGUAAUUGCUGUUAUUCGCCAUGGUGAUAGAACUCCUAAACAGAAGGUGAAGUUAAAGGUUACUGAAGAAAGCCUGUUGAACAUAAUGAUAAAAUACAAUGGAGGCCGACCUAGAUCUGAGGCAAAGCUUAAAAGUGCUAUUCAGCUGCAAGAGCUGUUAGAUGCCACACGAAUGCUGGUCCCUCGCACUAGACCAGAUCGAGAAAGUGACAGUGAUGCUGAAGAGGUUGAGCAUGCUGAAAAACUUCGCCAAGUUAAAGCAGUCCUUGAGGAGGGAGGACAUUUCUCUGGCAUAUAUAGGAAGGUUCAAUUAAAGCCACUAAAAUGGGUCAAAGUGACAAACAGCAAUGGUGAAGUUGAAGAACGACCCACGGAAGCUCUUAUGGUUCUAAAAUAUGGUGGUGUUCUUACACAUGCUGGCAGAAAGCAGGCUGAAGAACUUGGAAGAUAUUUCCGAAACAAAAUGUAUCCAGGUGAAGGUACGGGAUUGCUUCGCCUUCAUAGUACAUACCGUCAUGAUCUUAAGAUUUACAGCUCUGAUGAGGGUCGUGUCCAGAUGUCUGCCGCUGCAUUUGCCAAAGGUCUUCUUGACCUAGAAGGGCAACUAACACCAAUCCUGGUUUCACUUGUUAGCAAGGACUCCUCCAUGUUGGAUGGGCUUGAAAAUGCCAGUAUUGAAAUGGAAGCAGCCAAGGCUCGGUUGUAUGAUCUUAUUACCUCGGGUACGAAUACAGCUGAUAGUGAUGAAUCAGCUGAAUUUCCUUGGACAGUUGAUGGUGCUGGAUUGCCACCCAAUGCAUCAGAAUUACUUCCGAAGUUGGUGAAGUUGACUAGGAAAGUUACUGAACAAGUAAGACUACUUGCAAAAGAUGAAGAUAAGAAACUUGCAGAAAGAAGAUUAUAUGAUGUAAACACUCCUUAUGACCAAGCAACGGCUCUUGGCAAGACAAAUAUGGAUGUUGAUCGUAUAGCUGCUGGAUUACCUUGUGGAAGUGAGGGGUUUCUACUGAUGUAUGCUCGGUGGAACAAGCUUGAAAGGGAGUUGUAUAAUGAACGCAAGGAGCGCUUUGAUAUUACUCAGAUUCCAGAUGUUUAUGAUUCAUGCAAAUAUGAUCUGUUGCACAAUGCCCAUCUUAAUCUAGAAGGACUGGAUGAGCUUUUCAAAGUUGCUCAGGCACUUGCUGAUGGUGUAAUUCCAAAUGAAUAUGGAAUUAAUCCAGAGCAAAAGCUGAAAAUUGGUUCAAAGAUAGCUCGUCGGUUAUUGGGAAAACUUUUAAUUGAUCUGAGGAACACUCGAGAGGAAGCCAUUAGUGUUGCUGAGCUAAAGAAAAACCAAGAUGAUCACACAUUAAGCAUGAAAACUGAAAAGGAAGAUGCAGAGGCCAAGUCAAAACUUCAUCACAGGAACGAUGAAGCGCGAAGAUCCACCACUUCCAACACUUUGUCCAUGAAUGAAACACCCAUAGAUCAAGAUGAUGAUGAUGAACAAACCAAAUAUCGUUUGGAUCCAAAGUAUGCAAAUGUGAGGACACCUGAGCGUCACGUGCGGACACGCCUAUACUUUACAUCAGAAUCACAUAUCCAUUCACUUAUGAAUGUACUUCGGUUUUGUAAUUUGGAUGAAUCUCUUCAAGGAGAAGAGUCUCUUGUCUGCCAUAAUGCUCUAGUGCGGCUAAGUGAAACAAGGGAGCUUGAUUAUAUGAGUCAGAUUGUUCUGAGAAUGUUUGAAAACACAGAGGUGGCAUUAGAAGAUCCAAAAAGGUACCGCAUAGAGCUGACCUUCAGCCGUGGUGCUGAUUUAUCCCCCUUGGAGAAUAAUGAUUGUGAGGCUACUUCGUUGCGUCAGGAGCACACACUGCCUAUAAUGGGUCCGGAGAGGCUGCAGGGAACAGGUUCGUAUCUCACAUUAGAAACAAUGGAGAAGAUGAUUCGCCCGUUUGCAAUGCCUGAAGAAGACUUUCCUCCACCAGCAACACCAGCAGGAUUCUCCGGCUAUUUCUCGAAAAGUAUGCUUGAGCGAAUCGUAAAUCUUUGGCCUUUCCAUAGACAAUCAAGUACUGUUGGGAAAUGGUAAUACUAACACCAACCAAAGCAAGCGCUGAGCUCCUUUGGACAAAUUUUGACACAACAAACAUCAUCCCACAACCUUAACAGAAGUAAAAUCAUUAGUGGUAAAGUUCACUUUCUUCCCAGCGUCUUCAAUUCUUGUACUCAUUAUAAAUAGAAUUAGUGAUGUUCUCUCCUUGACCGGGAAAAAAAAAAAAGGAAGACAGACAGUGAUGUUCGGAAAGAGAUCAUGUUACUACUAGGUAGUUUUUGUUUUCCUUAUUGUUUAUACACGUCAAAAGAAAAUGGUGAUUCGUCUCAAAUCUUUUUGACCUUUCAUA